Schizophyllum commune H4-8 is the source of this 1815-nucleotide messenger RNA. RefSeq lists its product as uncharacterized. The coding region runs from base 199 to 1602 and encodes 467 amino acids. The transcript is spliced from 9 exons. NCBI's taxonomy places the organism in Eukaryota, Fungi, Basidiomycota, Agaricomycetes, Agaricales, Schizophyllaceae. The record is from RefSeq and is a predicted model, not a curated record.
GCCCAGCCCGCGCUCGAUCAAGACAAAAGAAUUUGCACUGUCAUUACACGCGCCGGCCUCACUGCCCCGCGCCCCUUGCGACCCGCCCGACGACAACGGCGACAUACGCUGUGUUGUUCCCCUUCCUCCUAUCCCUAAUUCGCCCCCCCUCGUUGAGCUGCCGCUCCGUGAACCUUGCCUGAACAUACGAGCCCCUCCAUGUCACCCUCCUGUCGGCGCUGCUGGAUAAUUGCUGCCGCGGCAGCUUGCGCCCUGACCGGCGCGCAAGCCGCGAUCGUCGAGCCUAUGGAGCAGUCCUUCUACUUUGACUACUUUCGCUCGACGGACUUGGAGCCUGCGCCUGUACCAGUGACGAAACAAUGCGAGACGAUCAAUAUUAAAUGGAGACGAGAGCCGGCUACGGGUCCGAGCGCAACAGCGCCAUACUUCCUCCAGAUCUACUCAUCUUACUAUAUCUUCCCCUUCAUCGUCGACGCUGGCAGCGGGUCCAGCUUCGACUUCGAGAUACCCUUCCCGCCUUCAACUUUAUACCAAAUAUGCAUGUUCGACUCGAAAGGCUACUCCGGCGGUUGCCAAGCCGUAUACAGCGUCAUCCCCUCAGACGACGAGAAGCUAUCAUGCUCGAAUUCGACACUCAGCUUCCCCGACGGCCCACUAGACGUCGACGCACAGACUUACGACGGUCCGCUGUCACAGUACGGCUGGCCAGCGCAAUGCACAGACAUACAGGUGACGCCAAAGAACGGCACGGGGCCGUACACUCUUACGGUGGCGCCUGCAUCGCAUCCACCAUUCAAUAUGACCGUGGACGACAUGAGCGCGAUCAACUGGACUGUGUCGAUGUCCUGGGCAAGUCCAUUCUUCAUCUCCCUUGCCGACUCAGACCACAAUAGCUGGUCCUACGGCCCCCUCCACGCCGGCGAAGGCACUACCUCUUCCUGCCUCGACGUCUCCUCCAGCAACAAGCUCCCCGCCAUCGCCUCCGGCGCCGGUAUUGGAGGUCUCGUCCUCGGACUCCUCGUCGGCGGUCUCGCCUCCUGGCUCUUCCUCCGCCGUAAGCAGCGCGACCCCCGCGCCCGGCACCCCUCCUACGCCGACUCCGACCCCUUCGCAUCCCCGAUGCUCGGCGCGCACGAGCGCGGGAGCUACGGCUCUUCGCAGCACCUCCUUCCCCCGCUCAACACACCCGGCAGUCGAUAUCAGGUCGAACCCUUCUUGCUGCCGCAGGAGGACAGGGAUGGUGCGACGGGCCCGCGGUCGCCUGGGGGAGGGGCGCAGUCGAACGUGUAUGUGGUGCACCAUGAUGGGGGAAGGGCGCCGGUGACAGUGUACCAUGGGGAUGAUACGCAGGUGGUGGAGUUGCCGCCGAUGUAUCCGGCGGGGCAGGAGGGGGAGGCAGCGUCGCAUCACGGCACGUCGGGGUCGGCGAGAGGGGCAUCAGAGGCCUCUGAGAUGGGGUUGAGAAUACCUUCGGACCACUCGCGACCACCGACGCAGUAUUCGACGCACGAAACCUAUGCGGAGCCGCCACAUGUGGUCGAGACGAGUGCGCUUGUGAGCCCACCACGAAGACCGGGCGAAUUCCACAAACCCAGGCGCUGAGGGGUGAGAGUGAUACGAUAUGGACUAGGCUCGCUGCGAGCUCGUUACACGUUCCUUGGGGCUGUAAAUCUACUGACGGGGCUUUGGAAAAUACUAUAAAUUAUGCGCAUAAGUUACGUGCACAUACUUAUUUACUGACGUCUUGUGGACAGUGAUACAUACUACACGCACACAGCUAUCCUUUUUGUCGAUCCUUGAGCGCGUCGGUGCUCG